UUCCUGCACAGAUGUGGGAACAGCUGGCAGAGCUGCUUCAUGAUGACAUCAACGAGUCACGCAAACAGGAACAAAGAUGCAACACUUUCAGAACCUCGGGAGAAAAUAAGUGAAGAAUUUUAUUUUCAAUAAUUCAUCGAUCAGUGAUUUGAAGGAGGAAAAAAACCCUGUCACGUGACUUUGUGUUUCCCUGCUAACAACAUGGCUGCGGAGGAUCUGCCGUCUGAGUUUGACGUGGUCAUUCUGGGCACAGGUCUUGCUGAGUCGGUGGUGGCAGCCGCGUGUUCCAGAGUUGGACAGAGAGUUCUUCACGUCGACAGGCGGAGCUACUAUGCAGCCAAUUGGGCGAGCUUCACCUUCAACGCUCUGCUCACCUGGAUACAGGAGCAUCAAGCAGAGUCUCUGUCAGAGGAGGUCCAGGAUCGGUCGAGCUUGGUGGAAGAAGGGGAGGAGCUGAUCUACCUGUCAGGCUCAGACUCCGCCUCCAUCAGUAACCUGCAGGUGUUCUGCUACGUCAGUGAGGAAGCCGAGGAGGAGGAGCCUCCAAACACCACAGAAGAAGAAGAGGCGGGAGCAGCAGGUGAAGACGCUGCUAAAGAGCCAUCAGAGACCGAAUCAGCAGGUUCAAAAGAAGAAGAAACAGGUGAGGCAACUGAGGGAGACGAGCAGGCUGCUCAGGAACAGGGGGAGGAGCCAGAAGCGGAUCAGCCACAGCCCUCUGCUCCUCCCAGCCAAUCAGAGCCAACCAGGAAGAAAAUCAGCUACACCCAGCUGGUAAAGGAAGGACGCCGGUUCAACAUCGACCUGGUUUCUAAGCUCAUGUACUCUCGCGGCUCAUUGGUCGACCUGCUCAUCAAAUCAAACGUCAGUCGCUAUGCAGAGUUCAAGAACGUGACCAGGAUACUGACCUAUCGCCACGGCAGCGUGGAGCAGAUUAAAUCCGUCUCGUCUGUACUGAACCACAGACGACUGUAUGAAGCUAAAAUCAGACAGAUGGUCGGUGGACUGUUAUGGAUGAGGCCCGCGUGCAUCAUUAUUCGCAGUAAUCGGGUGGAGCUGUGUGGAGGCGGCCUUGAGAGGCUGCAGAGUGGAGCGGGUCGAUCCAUCAUGGUCGCCCUGAGCCCGGCGCUCAUUAUGACUGCGCUUAUCAUCAGUGUUUUAAUAAAGCGGGCUGAGCGGGUCACUGCGCGUCUCGAGGACGACUCGGAGUUCUUAAAGUGUAAGGCGGUGAUUGACAGCCGAGGACAGCGAAUCAGCUGCAGCCAUUUUGUGGUGGAGGACGGCUUUGUGGGGGCCACGCCCACCGG
Molecule: messenger RNA, 1307 nt
Organism: Neolamprologus brichardi
Lineage: Eukaryota; Metazoa; Chordata; Actinopteri; Cichliformes; Cichlidae
Source: RefSeq, a predicted model, not a curated record